Dendroctonus ponderosae (mountain pine beetle) is the source of this 1746-nucleotide messenger RNA. RefSeq names its product MTOR-associated protein MEAK7. NCBI's taxonomy places the organism in Eukaryota, Metazoa, Arthropoda, Insecta, Coleoptera, Curculionidae. The record is from RefSeq and is a predicted model, not a curated record.
AAACUAUGGGGCGCACAAAUGGACCCCCGUCUGCUCCAGUACAUCAACAACUACCUGUUCGGGCAGGGCGAGCAGAAGCUGCUCACAGUGGAUCUGGAGCGGUUCGCCGAACUGUUCGUGUUUUGCACCCGAGGCACAGUCGACGAAAAGGUGAAAGUCCUCCUCACCUCACUAGGCAAGUCUGAGGACGAGUCGGAGGACAUCCCGUACAACUUGGUGAAGGAAGCCUUGUUUCAGUAUGUGGAAAGCAUUGUGAGCUCUUACAUGAAGAUACAGAGAGUGAGCAAUUCGAAGCAAUACAAAAGCUGGUCGAGCCGGGGGUGCACCGCGCACACGCAAAACUCCCAAAGGCUGGCCGAGAGUCUCACUAAGGACUUGUGCGGCGAAAGCCCCCUUUCAAGGAAACUGCUAGAGUCUUGGCUGCAAGGCAGCACCAUUCUGGGGCAGCUGCUUCUCUUUGUUUUCAUGCAUCUGUACAACAUCUCCCACAAGGACAAAGCCGCAUCGAUAAUCAGUCAAGAAGGGGAUCAGGGCAGCGGGGAGAGCAACGACGGGGUGAGAGAGCGCUCAUUGGUUCCAUUCUGUAGAGGCCUGGACCUCAUCCCGUCCUACCCGAGCAUUUUGGACCUGAACCAGAUCGUGUUUAUCAACGCCAACCUGCCUCAACAGUACCAGCUGGAGUGGCGGUUUCUGUUCAGUUCCGAAAUCCAUGGAGAAUCGUUUUCCACCUUAAUCGGGCGCAUAGUGAAUCAGGGCCCUUCAGUGCUAGUGCUAGAGGAUCGCAGUGGCUACGUUUUUGGGGGCUUCGCCCCUGCCAACUGGGCACUGGGGCCCAAUUUCUUCGGCGACGACAGCAGCUUCUUGUUCACGCUGUCGCCCCGGAUGCGAGUCUACAUGUCUACCGGCUACAACCAGCACUUCCAGUACCUCAACUUGCAUCAGCAAACCUUGCCCAAUGGCUUGGCCAUGGGCGGCCAGCACAUGUUCUGCGGCUUGUGGGUUGACGCACGGUAUGGGGAAGGCCACUCGAGCGAGUCCUGCACGACUUAUGCAGCCUACCAACAGCUCUCCUGCUCUAAGGAGUUCAAGUUCAGGCACAUGGAAGUGUGGGGAUUGGGGCAGCCGCCCCCAACCCCGCAGGAGAAAGGGGAGCGUGUAACCGGAAAGGGCGGAAGCGUGUUGGACGGUAACGCCGAAAGCAAAGCAAUGCUGAAGAUGGCGGGCAAGACAAUGCACAGUGAUGGGCUGCGAGAGCCCCCCAACACGUAGGGAGGCCCACCUUUCGCAAAGAGAUGGAAACUACGUACCACUUGGUAACUGCAAAUUCCCGACACGACCAGGUCCCCUACCACUGUGACCCAUUUCAACCAAUACUCUCCAGUUGGGGCCCACUGCACUACACUACACUUUCAGCAUAGAACAAGACUUAACUAAUUGCAUAUAACAAGACUUGUAAUGACUAAUCAGGACUAAUGUCUUUAUUUAUGUAACUGACUUUCAGUUCAAGUUUUCAAAUGUUCGGCGGUAAUGUGGCAACGCCGCUGGAGGCCUGCAAGAUUUCAAAAAAGUUUUGUGAGUGCGAGAAUUCUGUUUUCAACUAUAAAGUUACUGUGGACCUUUGUAACCCCCGAAAUUUUUCUACCUGCAUUGUUGUCUUCUUUUACAUCUUGCAUCAUUCUUAAUUAUUGGACGUUUCAUAAAGGAACGCGCCGAAAGUGAUUGUUAAUAAAUCCGCUAUUCAUUUGA